Molecule: messenger RNA, 867 nt
Organism: Aspergillus caelatus
Lineage: Eukaryota; Fungi; Ascomycota; Eurotiomycetes; Eurotiales; Aspergillaceae
Product: kinase-like domain-containing protein
Exons: 5
Coding region: 1-867 (288 amino acids)
Biological process (GO): protein phosphorylation
Molecular function (GO): protein kinase activity; ATP binding
Source: RefSeq, a predicted model, not a curated record
AUGGAACCGACUCAGCAAAAUAUCAUAAAAAUCGGGCAAUUCAAUGCUGUUCACAAAAUUAAUGGCAGCGUUGUCCGAAAGAUUCCACUAGAUAAGUCAGACGCCUACAACACCCGCGCGGUCGAGAUCGAAGCUCAAGUUUAUCGUCACCUGGGAAGACACAAACGCAUCGCACGAUGCCCACAGUGCAGGGAGGGUUGCAUUGAUCUACAACACGAGGCGAAUGGUGACCUCGACUCAUAUCUGAGGAACCAUUGUCGGAGUGAUCGCUUCAGGCAUCGGAUGGCUCGGCAGACGAUUGAAGCUGUCAGCAUCAUCCAUAAUAAAGGUGUUAUUCCCUCCGAUCUCUCCGCUCAACAAUUAUCCGACUUUGGAUCAUCGUUGCAAGGAUCUGAUGCUAUCAUUAUGGAGAACGCGACACAUUUCCUGCCUAGGGAUGAAGAGACUCCAAACACUUUGCAGAGUGAUACUUUUGCCCUUGGAUCAACUGUCUACGAGAUACUGGUGGGCAACAGGCCCUACGAGGGAUUAGAAAACGAAAGGAUUCAACGAUUAUAUUCAAACAAAACGUUUCCUUCAGUAGACCAGAUAAGACAUGUUUCAUGGCGGACCUUGAUUCUCAAAUGCUGGAUGAGCGAGUAUAAAGUCACAUCAGAUAUUCAGAAAGAUAUCCCAUUCCCUCCUCUAAUCUCGCACAUCUUCUCCUGGCACCCACUGUGCCGCACUUCAUAUUUGGGACAGGCAUUCCUGGGACCUAUAAUCCCUCAGAAAUGCAUAAGAGCCUUCACCAGUUGUAGUUGUCUAUCUGUCUCCAUCAUGCCCCUAGCUCGCAUCGACAAUUUUCGUCAUGGUUGUGGAGUUGUCUAA